AACACAGACCAGAGUUUAUUCAGAUUACCAGCACGGGUACAGCAGAGACAAUGGCUUCAAGAGAAGGAAGAAUAGGACUCUUAACUGGACUACUGCGUGGACCAGAACAUGAAGAUGGAGCAAAAGAGGGUGUACAAACACAAACUCCCAGCUCCUCUGAAAUCAGGAUUGUGCUGUUUGGGAAAAGUGGAACUGGGAAGAGUGCCUCAGGAAACACCAUCCUGGGAAGCAAGGAGUUUGAUUCGAGGGUCCGCUCCAGAUCAGAGACUAAGGGGUGUGUUAAGAGAACAGGAGAAGUUGCUGGGAGACGUGUUGCUGUGGUCGACACACUGGGCUUGUAUGAUACGAAACUGUCUCAAAAGGAAGCUAUAUUUAAUGCUGCGCAAUGCAUCACCAAGUCUGCCCCGGGACCCCACGCUUUCCUCCUGGUGAUACAGGUGGGCCGAUUCACAGAGGAAGAGAAGAGAACAGUGAAGCUAAUCAAGGAGAGAUUUGGUGGGAAAGCUACAAACUACAUAAUGGUCCUUUUUACCCGCGUGGACGAUCUGGAGGAAGGGGAGACGAUUGAGCAAUAUGUUAAAGAUGCUGAAGAUGAUCUCGAGCAGCUGAUAAUGGAAUGUGGGAACAGGUAUCAUGCCUUCAACAACAAAGAAAAGAACGAUCGCACUCAGGUCACAAAGCUCAUAGAGAAAAUAGAAGCCAUGGUGACAGCAAACAACAACACCUACUACACCAGUGAGAUGUUACAGCAAGUAGAUGAAAAAAUAGAAAAAAGAAUAAUAGAGAUCAUGAAGGAGAAGAAAGAGCAAAUAGACCUGGAGAUAGAGAAGCUGAAGGGAAAGAACCAGCACAAGCUUCAAGAGGAAAUGAGGCAGAUAGAAGAGGAAAUCCAAGACAAAGAAGAGAGAGAAAUGAAAAUGAGAGAAUUAAUGUUAGAGAAUGACAAAAAACAACAGAGAGAAUGCACAUCAGCAUUGACACAUUACAAGCAAGGAGCAAGAGAAGAAGCAGAAAAAUCCCCAAAUACAAUACAAUACAUAAUAACAGUAUUGAAAACGUGUUAUGUAACAAAGGUAAUAGGAGUAGCAGGAGCAAUUCUAUGGGGCCUAGCAGAGGCAGCAGGAGCAGUAACAGUAACAGCAGCAGUAAGAGGCCCAGUAGGGGCAAAAGCAGAGGAAGCAGCAUGGGAAGCAACAGUGGCAAGAACAGGAGCAGGGUCAGCAGUAGAGGCAGGGGCAGCAGUAAGGUCAGCAGCAGGGGCAGGAGUAGGGCCAGCAGCAGGGGCAGGAGUAGGGCCAGGAGUAGGAGUAGGGCCAGCAGCAGGGGCAGGAGUAGGGCCAGCAGCAGGGGCAGGAGUAGGGCCAGCAGCAGGGGCAGGAGUAGGGCCAGCAGCAGGGGCAGGAGUAGGGCCAGCAGCAGGGGCAGGAGUAGGGCCAGCAGCAGGAGCAGGAGUAGGGCCAGCAGCAGGGGCAGGAGUAGGGCCAGCAGCAGGAGCAGGAGUAGGGCCAGCAGCAGGGGCAGGAGUAGGGCCAGCAGCAGAGCGCGGAGUAGGGCCAGCAGUAAGGCCAGGAGUAGGGCCAGCAGCAGAGCGCGGAGUAGGGCCAGCAGCAGGGGCAGGAGUAGGGCCAGCAGCAGGGGCAGGAGUAGGGCCAGCAGCAGGGGCAGGAGUAGGGCCAGCAGCAGAGCCAGGAGUAGGGCCAGCAGUAAGGCCAGGAGUAGGGCCAGCAGCAGGGGCAGGAGUAGGGCCAGCAGCAGGGGCAGGAGUAGGGCCAGCAGCAGAGCGCGGAGUAGGGCCAGCAGCAGGGGCAGGAGUAGGGCCAGCAGCAGGGGCAGGAGUAGGGCCAGCAGUGAGGCCAGGAGUAGGGGCAGCAGCAGAGCCAGGAGUAGGGCCACGAGCAGGGGCAGGAGUAGGGCCAGCAGCAGGGGCAGGAGCAGCAACAGUAAAGAAAAUGUAAUAACGUGAGGUCCAGUGGAACAGUGUCAGACAGUGCCAACAGCAACAGCACACACCCAGCAUGCACUAUAUCAUGCAGAACGAAUGCUUUUGUAAUGUCUUAGAACUAUGAUUAUAAAUGUUUAGUUCUCUAUUGGGUAUUGUGAUUUCUGUAGUUAAAUCUGUGAUAGAAGAAUAUUGUUGUUCAUGUGCUGUUAAAUAAAAAUAAAUUCUCUGUGAUUGAUGGCCAGUGUCCCUGUGUAUCUGUACAUUACCAAGUAACACAUCCUGUCUGCUCUCUCCAGCAGCGCUUCCCCAGUACAGUCAGUCAGUUUAUUAAUAAUAAAAAUAAAUUCUCUGUGAUUGAUGGCCUGUGUACCUGUGUAUCUGUACAUUACCAAGUAACACAUCCUGUCUGCUCUCUCCAGCAGCGCUUCCCCAGUACAG
Messenger RNA from Acipenser ruthenus (sterlet), 2380 nucleotides. RefSeq names its product GTPase IMAP family member 7-like. The coding region runs from base 51 to 1955 and encodes 634 amino acids. The record is from RefSeq and is a predicted model, not a curated record. Gene Ontology annotation, molecular function: GTP binding. The transcript is spliced from 2 exons. Lineage: Eukaryota; Metazoa; Chordata; Actinopteri; Acipenseriformes; Acipenseridae.